Lindgomyces ingoldianus is the source of this 791-nucleotide messenger RNA. RefSeq lists its product as uncharacterized. Lineage: Eukaryota; Fungi; Ascomycota; Dothideomycetes; Pleosporales; Lindgomycetaceae. The record is from RefSeq and is a predicted model, not a curated record. The transcript is spliced from 8 exons. The coding region runs from base 30 to 791 and encodes 253 amino acids.
CUUGCCCUGCCACGUUGAACCUGCACACCAUGACGAGAAUUUUCACCCCCUAUCUUGCCCAGAUUGGCCCUCGACAACCCUAUCACGGCCCGCUGGUGGACUUCGUUUUUGCACCUCGUCCGCCUCUGCCGCCUGGUUGUGACACAAUAUUGGGCUGGGCACCGCUCAUCAGGACAUCGACAUCCAUCCCCACAUCAUGUGGCAGAACCCCAUCGCUCGCGGCGGAAUUUCUCCUCCCCGAGCCCCGAGAGCUGGAAAAUUUAGGGGACUGGUCAGGCUUCAUGCCCUAUGAUCAAGGCCUGCAUCAUGAAGAGACUCUUUGCUGCAUGGGCUGCAGAAAUCAGUCUCGUUGCCAGCAAAUCAAGAGCCGCAGAUGCUGCUAUCGUGGCUCGAGCGAUUCCCCUAUGGCGUGCAUGUCAGCACACGAUAUGCCCAUGUCCCAGCAAAUCCCCCAAUCCUACAGGGAACGGUGCAAAAACUCUGAGAUUCAGAUUGAUCUUUGCGGCUUUGCGCGGCUUGGCACCAUGGAUGCGGUUUUGGCUCGGGCCGCGCAGUCGGCGUCAGAUGCGUGGAUGUUGCGCGCGAGCGAGCCUGGUCACGAUGAGCUGCCUGGUAGGAGAGCCACGCCUGUUGAGGACGAGUCAGGCCGGGCACACGCGCUGUCGCGUCCUAUGGAAUUUCGGAGGGAGAAGGUGAUUGGAAAGCUUCUUGCUAGAAUGCGCGAAUAUGUCAAGAAGAUACUUGCUUCUGGAAAAGGAGAACGUCAAGCGGAUGCACACUUCUUAACCUGA